AUGAAAACAAAGAAACAGCUUAAUUUAAGCUUAUGCGAUAGUAAUAAUCGAUUAUUACUGUAUAAAUUGGAAAUCACACACUACGUCAAAAGCCGUUCAAAGCGAAGCAGUAAAGCAACAAAUAACUUAGAACAAUCUUGGUCAUCUGAUAUGUUUGAACAGAAGUUCACUGAUGAGAGAGGCUUGGAAAUAACUGUAAAAGUACCAAGAGGUCAUAGAACUAAUAGUUCUCAUCGUCAUCAUGGUUCUAGGGGUGAAGAAAUAGAUAAUGAAUUGGCUAAAAGAGUAACAUUGAUGGAGAUGGUAAAAUCUUCCACUACUACUUCUACUACAUCUUAUCCUUUAAGUGAAUCAUGCCAAAAUUUAAGAUACAUGGAAGGUUAA
This is a messenger RNA of Pieris macdunnoughi, 384 nucleotides long. Lineage: Eukaryota; Metazoa; Arthropoda; Insecta; Lepidoptera; Pieridae. The record is from the annotation of a GenBank genome assembly.